CUCCUCUUCCGCCACCACCUCUCCUCCUCCCUCUGCCACCCUAAUUUCCUAAACAAUAUAAUAUCUUUUAUAUACAUAUAAAGCUAUUAGCAGCUCUGGAUCAUCACUUAAAUUAGAAGCAAGCCAAAAAUGAGUAAAGUUGGGGGUUUCACGGCGGCCGCCCCGGCAUCACCGACGGCGCCACGGUCGCCGUGGCACUCGCCGGUGCCGUAUCUUUUCGGAGGCUUGGCUGCCAUGUUGGGUCUCAUUGCUUUUGCGCUUCUUAUCCUUGCCUGCUCCUACUGGCGCCUCUCCGGCUACCUGGAAAACAACGGCAACGACGACGACCGGGACCUCGAGGCCGGCGGUGACGACGGCAAUGGCGACAACCCCGCGAAGGCGGCGGCGGCGCCGGUGUUGGAAGAAAAGGUUUUGGUGAUCAUGGCUGGGCAGGAGAAGCCUACUUUUCUGGCUACGCCUGUGCCCAGUAGAGCAUCCUCGUUCGGGAGUAAUAGCAGCUGUUGUUGUAGUACGCAAAGCACUGAAAGUAGUACCACUGAAAAAUCUGAACACGAAGAGAAUCUAGAGAAACAUCAUCUGGAAAUGGGGAAUAUGGUGGGCCACUAGACAGCAUAUUAGCCUAUUAGGUCUUCUUAAUUUAAUAGGACGAUUCAGUCAAGUUGAUCGAGCUGUUUAGUUAAGUUCAUCAACUAGUUAAUUUUUAACUACAAAAUUUUAAAUUUAACUUUUCGUGAGAGUGUCUAUUAAUCUUCUUGAUUUAAACGGAUCAGUUAUGGAUCUAUAAACAUUCAGAUAGUGAUUAUGGGAUAAAACACUACGAUACCCUUUGACAUAUAGUACAUACAUGUUUUAGUGUCUUAACUAUAUGGUUGUUGAUGUUUUCUUUGUAACUUUAAUUCUAGGAAGUGAUGAUUUUGAAAAUGGUUUGACUUUGACCCAAAAAAAAAAAAAAAGAAAAAAGAGUGGGAUUUGAUGAUGAGUUAACCAAUUGUGGGGGGUGUUUGCAAGUAGGACCAUAUAUUAUAUGUUUCUUCAAUUGUUUUUUUAUUUUUCUAUCUUCUGAAUGAUUUAAUUCCGGAAGUGCAUGUAUAUAUGUUUUGGAGAAUGAGAAUGUAUGCGAAUGUUUUCUUAUCUUGACUUA
Molecule: messenger RNA, 1141 nt
Organism: Ipomoea triloba (trilobed morning glory)
Lineage: Eukaryota; Viridiplantae; Streptophyta; Magnoliopsida; Solanales; Convolvulaceae
Product: protein GLUTAMINE DUMPER 2
Exons: 1
Coding region: 130-606 (158 amino acids)
Biological process (GO): regulation of amino acid export
Source: RefSeq, a predicted model, not a curated record